AUGUGGCUGUUUCUGGUAAUUGCAUGUUUAAUCCAGCAGACUACGAAUUCAGAAGAAUGUUUCAGCAGAACUCAUUUGAAUCCUGAAGGAUUCAUGACAAUUCCUGAAAUUAUCCAGUACUGGGGGUAUCCAAGCGAAGAGUAUAAAGUUCUGACUGAAGAUGGCUAUUACCUUCAGUUAAACAGGAUUCCUCAUGGAAAACGCUCUUCACAGAAGGAAGGGUCCAGACCAAUUGUUUUAUUGGUACAUGGUUUUCUCUGGGAAGGGAGAUGUUGGAUUGCAAAUCUUCCUAGCAACAGCCUGGGAUUUUUUCUAGCAGAUGUUGGCUAUGAUGUCUGGAUAAUAAAUGUUAGAGGGACCCUUUGGUCUAGAAAACACAAGGAAUUUUCAAUUGACCAGCAAGAAUUCUGGGAAUUCAGUUUUCAUGAAAUGGCAAUUUAUGAUAUACCCGCAACAAUAAAUUUCAUCCUGCAGAAAACAGAACAAGACUGUUUAUAUUAUGUUGGCCAUUCCCAAGGAGCAGGAAUAGGUUUUAUUGCUUUUGGGCUCCUCCCCUACCUCUCUGACAGAAUAAAGCUCUUUAUAAGCAUCACACCCACCUACACCCUGCAAGGUUCUCGUGGAACAUUUGCUGUACUAGGAAAAAUUCCAGAUGGAAUUAGAGAAAAAAUAUGGGGCACUAAAGAAUUUUGCAUUUCUAAUGAGAGAAUAAAAUCCAUCAUGGUCUAUACAUGCAGCUAUCCACUGAUUGACCACCUUUGCCUCCAAAACAUUUUCCUUAUAGGAGGCUAUAAUGAGAAAAACUUAAAUGUGUGUCGGGCAGAUGUAUAUGCUGGGAUCAAUCCUGAUUACACAUCUGUAAAAAAUAUGAAUCACUGGAGCCAGGUUAUACGUUCUACGGAAUUUAAAUAUUAUGACUAUGGUUAUAAGAACAUAGUAGUAUACAAUAUGACAACUCCUCCAUUUUAUAAAAUAGAAGAUGUUACUGUGCCAGUAGCCGUGUGGAGUGGAGGAAACGAUAUUGCUACAAAGACUCGUAAUGUGGAAUCAUUGCUUUCUCAAAUCCCUCAUUUAGUUUUCUAUAAGAAUAUUCCUGACUGGGAACAUUUUGAUCCAGUCUUGGGUUUGGAUGCUCCACAACGUUUCUAUCCUGAUGUGCUUGAAUUGAUGCAGAAGUACAAGGAUUGAUAUCAGGGUUGGAGUCUCUGGCAAAACAAAAGCAACAUCAUCUCAGAUGUCGAUGGAGAUUCUCAGUCUUCCAGGUCAUGGUUCAUUUUUGGAACAAC
Molecule: messenger RNA, 1286 nt
Organism: Ahaetulla prasina
Lineage: Eukaryota; Metazoa; Chordata; Lepidosauria; Squamata; Colubridae
Product: lysosomal acid lipase/cholesteryl ester hydrolase-like
Exons: 9
Coding region: 1-1188 (395 amino acids)
Biological process (GO): lipid metabolic process
Molecular function (GO): hydrolase activity, acting on ester bonds
Source: RefSeq, a predicted model, not a curated record